AUGUCGGACGUCUUGGACAUGCUUCACGGCAUCGUAACGAUCGUUAGCCCUAUGGCCGGCGCCUAUGAGAGCAUCAUGGACCACCGAGACUCUCCUUAUCUUCAGCAAUUUUUUCAGUACUUGACGCUGCGCGCCGAUCACGCGAUCGCCAUGGGAAAGUACUGGCAACUUGCCCAUCACCGUCCGAGGGAUGACGAGUUGGUAUCCCGUCAUUACCACACAGGCGCGGGUUACAUCCAGCUGCGCGACCUGGCAAAACAAGGUCUUAGGGCUUUCUACGCGGCGCUGGCGGAGAACUACGUGAUCUUCGAGGGAAAUCAAUUCGUGCCCGAUACCUUCUACACAGACUUUGACUGUCCUGAGUAA
Peniophora sp. CBMAI 1063 is the source of this 366-nucleotide messenger RNA. The record is from the annotation of a GenBank genome assembly. NCBI's taxonomy places the organism in Eukaryota, Fungi, Basidiomycota, Agaricomycetes, Russulales, Peniophoraceae.